CUUCCCCUUGGCUCUAUCUCGAUCUCCCUCUUCGUCAGAAACAAAGGAGGCCCUCCAUCAGCAGUCAGUCUCUCCACGAAAACCAGCUCAAGAAGAUUCAAGAUGCCGGACACAAUCAUGUCCAAGGAGCCCACUACCAACCUGGAGAGUGCCAUGCAGAUGUUGAUCAAGACCUUCCACAAGUAUUCAGGCAAGGAGGGGGACAAGUAUACUCUGAGCAGGGGUGAGCUGAGGGAGCUACUAACGGAGGAGCUGGGGAGUUACCUAGGGAACGCUAAAGAUAAUGACGGGGUAGAGAAGGUGAUGAAUGACCUGGACGCCAACAAUGACGGAGAGGUGGACUUCACUGAGUUUAUCAUCCUCAUGGGGGCGCUGACUGUCGCCUGCAACGACUUCUUCCUGGAGUUCAAGCAGGACGAAAAACCGGCAGGCACGGCUGCGACAACAGAGGGGGAGAAGAAGGAGUGAGGCGGUGGGGGAACGAGGGGUGGGGGUGGGGAGGGAGGGUGGAGAUGGAUGGAAAAUGGAUGGAGGGCAAUGAACUGUUGAAGAAAGGAAAGUUGGGAUGCAGUGUCAACAAGAGGGUGGUCUCACGCAACGUCUUGAUGUAGAAGGAAAGAUGAGGGAUGGGGGUCAUUCCUGUGCAGAAGGAAAGGGAUGAUUUAGUGUCAUGUGGAUAUUCAGAAGGAGCUGUGUGUUCCCAUUGUCUGCAAACGUAUUUCCUAGCACAGAUACGGAAUCACUGUCACAGUUCUUGUGUAGAUGAUUGUUACUUAAUUCAGAGUAUGAGUGAGGAUUGUCCCUUUAGAAGACCAAAUGUAUCUACUCAGAUUAUGUGUUGUAUAUUCAGACAAAUUGUGUAAUGGGUUGGUGAAAGUGAAGAAUUAAGAUAGAUCAAAGGAAAUUAAAUGACAAUGGUUUAAUAUCUCUUUCACAUGAAAGACUUUCUGGGCGUCAAAUCAAGUCAUUACGUAUUCAGUGUUGACCAUAUGAAUAUCAUUUAUCUCUUUCUUUGCAACUAUUUUGUAAUCUUUUUGGUAAUAACCGCUGUGUUCUUCAACAUAUUAAACAUUACAUUUACCCUGACCUAAAUCA
This is a messenger RNA of Hypomesus transpacificus, 1095 nucleotides long. It is a transcript of the gene s100s, whose product is annotated as S100 calcium binding protein S. Bases 103 to 468 code for a protein of 121 amino acids. The record is from RefSeq and is a predicted model, not a curated record. Lineage: Eukaryota; Metazoa; Chordata; Actinopteri; Osmeriformes; Osmeridae. Gene Ontology annotation, molecular function: calcium ion binding. The transcript is spliced from 4 exons.